AUGACCGCCCUUGCAGAUGCACUGGGCAAACGGGCCCUCUCACUGGACGACCCAUCCCCUCUAGUCCAGACAGGCGCUGUCCUGCUCUCCAUCUUCUUCGUACUGGUACCGCUCUUCUUCAUGUACCCGCUUUAUGUCAUCUCCAUUCACACCUUGGUCGAAAAGCCAGCCAAUGCGGCCACUGGUGCCGCACAGCUUGACGAAGAAGGAGCACAGAACAAUGCUCAGUCGAAGCACAAGUUCAGCAAUACGCGCGGUGCUUCAAAUGAGGACGACAACGACGCUUUUUAUGCCGAUGAUCGUGCUGCGCUUCUCCAGGAAGACUUUGCUGCAGAGGGAGAAGGUUCUACAAUUUUCGUCACCGCCUCUAUUCGCACUGCUUGGGAUAAUCUGUUGAAGCAUUGCGGCAAAUUUGGUGCAUUCAGAGCACUCCCAGCUCUUUUAUGCUAUACCUUCAUCAGUGAACUGCUUUUUGCGGGGCUUGGCGGCGUCCGCCCAACAAUCCAAGUGGCAAGACGCAUGCGCAGCACAGAUCCAAAAGGCUGCGAAUACAACUUUGCACUGGCUGCCUAUCUUGUCAGCGUCAUCGUCAGACUUCUCCUUAUCCCUCUGGAUGUAGUCAUCACUCGCCAGAUUGUCUCGAAGCCAGACAAUACGAACUUUGUUGGACUUUGCAAGACCGUUCUCACAACCUUCAAACCUGCCGACUUUUCGCCAAUCAUUGUACCAACCCUUGUCAGUAUGCUGCUCAGUUCUGGCCUCGACAACCUCCGUGCUCAACUUCACUUUACACUGUCAAGCGACCCCGAUAGUGGCUGGCAGGCCUUGGUCGGAUUGCUUGUCAACUUGCUUUGUAUCAGCUUCUAUUUCUUCAUCGCGGCAAUCCAGGCGCUGGUCUACCGCUCUCACAUGACAAUCAUUGCUCGCAUGCCGCCAGCGUCACCACUCAUCCGGAUGCCGACAUCAUUCGCAGGGAUCGGGCAAGAGCUUCUCAAUCUUAUUCAAGAAGAACGUCAAAUUUCAUCGUUCGCGCUUGGCAGGUUUUGGCGCUACUUCAAGAUUGUCUUCUUUGCUGGACUGCUGACAUUUGUUGGUGUCCUCUUGGCAACACUGACUCUAGUCUUUGCCGGAGUCAUCCACAAUGUUUGA
Molecule: messenger RNA, 1149 nt
Organism: Protomyces lactucae-debilis
Lineage: Eukaryota; Fungi; Ascomycota; Taphrinomycetes; Taphrinales; Protomycetaceae
Exons: 1
Coding region: 1-1149 (382 amino acids)
Source: RefSeq, a predicted model, not a curated record